CAAUGGAGUAGUAGUCACCAGCGACCAAGAAAUCGGGAACCCUCGUUUCCCAUCUCGUGGCCCGUUGGCGCGAGCGGCGAGCGUGCAGCGUCAGACAUUUUCCGGACGGACGCUUUUCUAUCCCAAGCCUAUCCAUCUAUUUAUCGACUCGCCCGCCGCACUACGCUUCCACUUCUCCCUUCCACCGCUGCGCUUCGUGGUAGCUGCUGCUCCUGCUCCUGCUUACCUCACGGCACGGCCGCCGCCGCCUCCAAGUCCCACUAGCUGCAGCUAACUCCCGCCGCCGCCCCCGAUCCGACCGAGAGCGAGCAUGGCGCACUCCCUCGCCGCUUCCUUCUCGCCGGCCGCCGCCGCCGCCCGGCGCCAGGUGACAAAUGUGAUUUCAAGCCGGAGCUCGGUUUCCUUCCAGAGCCACAGGAUGACUUCUGUAUCCAUCCGUUCAAGACCAAGUUCUCUUCGGUUUAAGAUUUGCUGUUCGGCUAAGAAAGAGACAGUCGACAAGGUUUGUAGUAUAGUGAAGCAGCAGCUGGCUCUUCCCGAUGGUACUGCUCUCACCGGCGAAUCAAAAUUCGCUGAACUUGGUGCUGAUUCACUGGAUACGGUUGAGAUUGUGAUGGGCCUCGAGGAGGCAUUCAACAUAACUGUCGACGAAACUAGUGCACAGGACAUCGCAACGGUGCAGGAUGCGGCGGACCUUAUUGAGAAGCUUAUGCAGGAGGCACCUCCAAAGGUCGUCUAGAUCCAUCAACCUUGCGAUCUAUGACUUUGCAUUCAAUCUCUGUUGUAUGUUAAAUUGUUCAUGUUACCAUUUGUUCUUUCUUGAUGAUUCAAGAUGAGAUUUUUGUAUUGAUGUUGCUGAGGUAAAUUAGAUGCUCCAUCCAAAGGCUACAUGAAGCAGAUGAAGACAAAUGUAUUCCACUUUCCAUUCGUAUGUUGUACUACUAUAGAGAAACCCAUGAACUAUUAUGAAGAGUCACUACAACUAUCGUUAUUGAUUUUUGAGAAGUCUCGCACAUGAAAGACUGAA
This is a messenger RNA of Sorghum bicolor (sorghum), 1027 nucleotides long. RefSeq names its product acyl carrier protein 1, chloroplastic. Gene Ontology annotation, biological process: fatty acid biosynthetic process. Lineage: Eukaryota; Viridiplantae; Streptophyta; Magnoliopsida; Poales; Poaceae. Gene Ontology annotation, molecular function: acyl carrier activity; phosphopantetheine binding. Bases 311 to 739 code for a protein of 142 amino acids. The transcript is spliced from 4 exons. The record is from RefSeq and is a predicted model, not a curated record.